AUGUCACUCCACACCCCAAGUGACGGCCAACAAGACCCGGCGUUAGCCUCCAAAGCCCUCUGCGAGCAAGUCUCACGAUCCCUCGGCCUCGGCCAGGACAAGAUCGAGAACAUCUUUCCUGGGACACCCUUCCAGCGGGACGUCAUAGACUGCGCCACAGACGACAAGCAGCGUGCUGUGGGCCACGCUGUCUUUGAAAUCCCCAAAGAUGUAGACGCGGCCCGCCUGGCCGCUGCGUGGAAGGAGACCGUGCUUCACACUCCCUCCCUGCGGACUUGCACGUUUACGUCCAAAGCCGGAGAUGUGUUCCAGGUGGUCCUGAGAGAUAGCUUUGUCUUCUCGUGGAUGUCUGGGCCAUCUGUGGAUCUUAAGGAGGCGGUUGUGCAAGACGAGGCUGCUGCUGCUUUGGCUGGCCCGCGCUGUAACCGCUUCGUUCUCCUCGAAGACCCUGAUACAAAGGAGCGUCAGCUCAUCUGGACGUUCAGCCAUGCUCUCGUUGAUAGUACCUUCCAGGAACGUAUCCUUCGACGAGUCCUCAAAGCUUAUAAGGAUGCCAAUGACGAACAUCCCCGUCAGAUCGAGACACCAGAUUCCUCCCAGGCUACGCCCGAGGAGGAUCUACAGCCCAACCCAUCCAAGAUGCUCAAGAUCCCUCAAGCCGCGGAUAUGGAACGUGCUGUUGAGUUUUGGAAGGAUCAUCUAAGUGGCUUGAAUGCUUCUGCCUUCCCGCAUUUGUCGUCUCAUUUGUCUAUGCCGCAUCCAGAUGCAAAGGCAGAGCAUAGAGUAUCCUACUCGUCUUCAGCACAGCAAAAAACGUCCAGUGCUACUAUUUGCCGAACUGCACUGGCAAUUCUGUUAUCUCGUUAUACACACUCUCCUGAAGCACUCUUUGGCGUUGUCACUGAGCAAACUCCCAUGCUGGAGGAGCAACUCAUGCUCGAUGGCCCAACACGUACAGUCGUACCAAUCCGCGUAUCCUGUGCUUCUGAACAGUCAGUGUCUGAUAUCAUGAGCACUAUUGAAUCCUACGAUCAGACCAUGCGGCAGUUCGCACACGCUGGUCUUCGCAACAUCGCCAGCGCCGGAGACGAUGAAUCCGCCGCCUGCGGCUUCCAGACCGUCCUUCUGGUCUCCGAUGGAGACGCCCAUCCAGCUUCUACUUGGGAGAUCCUCAAGAAGACUGAGGAACCUGAGGGUUUCAUCCCCUGCACGAACCGUGCUCUGCUCUUAAGUUGCCAGACGACCAGCUCCGGAGCACACUUAUCCGCCAGAUACGACCAGAGUGUUAUCAACGCUGAUCAAAUGGCCCGACUCCUGCGCCAACUAGGCCAUCUGAUCCAAAACCUACAAACCUCCACAGAUCUACCCGUGGAAAAGGUGGACAUGAUGACGCAAGAAGACUGGUCAGAGAUCGAGAGAUGGAACUCAGACUCCAUCGACGCACGAGACACGCUUAUCCACAGAGAGAUGCUGAAGUGGACUUCCCAGUCGCCUAACAAAGCUGCCGUCGCCGCGUGGGAUGGAGAGUGGACAUAUGCUGAGCUGGACGAUGUAUCUUCUCGCCUAGCUCAGUACAUCAACUCUACUGACCUGGGCAAGGAGCACGUGAUAGUACCCAUCUACUUUGAGAAAUCGAAAUGGGUCGUUGCUUCGAUGCUGGCUGUGCUCAAGGCUGGCCAUGCAUUUACUCUCAUUGACCCCAGUGAUCCACCGGCUCGAACAGCCCAGGUCGUGCAGCAAACUUCUGCAACGGUUGCUCUUACUUCCAAGCUCCACCGCGAGACUGUUCAAUCUACUGUUGGGCGCUGCAUCGUUGUCGACGAUGACUUUGUCCAAUCCCUUCCCCAGUCCAGUGAACUUUCAGCAUCUGUAAAGGCAAAUGAUCUAGCCUAUGUUAUCUUCACCUCCGGCAGCACAGGCGAUCCAAAGGGAAUCAUGAUCGAGCACCGCGCGUUCUCAUCCUGCGCCAUCAAGUUCGGUCCCGCGCUGGGCAUUACCUCCAACACACGCGCUCUGCAGUUCGGUUCCCAUGCCUUUGGCGCGUGUAUUCUCGAGAUCAUGACGACGCUCAUCCACGGCGGCUGUGUCUGUAUCCCCUCUGACGACGACCGCAUGAACAACGUCCCUGAGUUCAUCAACCGGACUAACGUCAACUGGGUCAUGGCAACACCUUCGUACAUGGGGACGUUCCAGCCAGAGGUUGUUCCUGGUUUGAAGACUUUGGUGCUAGUGGGUGAGCAAAUGUCUGCUUCUGUGAAUGAGGUCUGGGCUCCUCGUGUUCAGCUCCUCAACGGUUACGGACAGAGUGAGAGUUCUUCUAUCUGCUGUGUAGCCAAGAUCAGCCCUGGUUCGUCUGAGCCAAAUAACAUCGGCCACGCAGUGGGCGCACACUCCUGGAUCGUUGAUCCGGAGGAUCCAAACCGCUUGGCACCCAUCGGCGCAAUUGGUGAGCUGGUCAUCGAGAGUGUGGGUAUCGCACGCGAUUACAUCGUUGCGCCGCCACAGGAUAAGUCUCCUUUCAUCAAGACUGCUCCUACGUGGUAUCCGUCCAAGCAACUCCCAGAUGGUUUCAAGAUCUACAGAGCAGGAGAUCUUGCAUGCUACGCAUCUGAUGGCAGUAUCGUGUGUCUUGGCCGCAUGGACUCCCAGGUCAAGAUCAGAGGACAGCGUGUCGAGCUGGGUGCAGUGGAGACUCACCUUCGACAACAGAUGCCUGACGAUAUGACCAUCGUGGUUGAAGCUGUCAAGUUCUCUGAUGCGUCAAGCACCACCGUUUUGACAGCCUUUUUGAUCGAUGCAGCUGAGAAGAACACUCAUAUCUUGGACCAACGCGCUACGAGGGAGAUCAAUGCCAAGAUGGAGCAAGUUCUUCCUCGCCAUUCCAUCCCCGCGUCCUACAUCUCUAUGAGCGAUCUCCCCCAAACUGCCACUGGUAAAGUCGAUCGUCGAAGACUUCGCAUCAUGGGCAGCAAGAUACUGAGCCGAAAGACUCAUUCCACCCCGUCUCAGCAAACGCAGACUACCAUCUCAUCUGGAACCGACACAGAGACCAAGCUGGAGAGCAUCUGGAUCACUAGCUUGGACCUCGAGCCCGGUUCUGCAAACAUGUCAGCUACAUUCUUCGAGAUGGGCGGAAACUCCAUCAUCGCAAUCAAGAUGGUCAACAUGGCGCGCUCCAAUGGCAUAGAGCUCAAGGUGUCAGACAUCUACCAGAACCCCACGCUAGAUGGUCUCAAGGCUGUUGUCAUUGGAAGUUCGCUGCCAUACAGUCUUAUUCCCAAGGUGACCCGCGAAGGCUCCGUUAGUGAGCAGUCUUAUGCGCAGAACAGAAUGUGGUUCCUGGAUCAGUUGUCCGAGGGGGCUUCGUGGUAUCUCAUCCCCUACGCUGUGCGCAUGCGAGGUCCCGUGGAUGUUGAUGCGUUAACGCGUGCUUUACUCGCACUUGAACAGCGUCAUGAGACACUGCGAACUACAUUUGAGAACCAAGAUGGUGUUGGAGUUCAGAUCAUUCAUGACAGACUCUCCAAAGAGCUGCAAGUCAUCGAUGCUCUGGACGGUGACGAGGGUGGUAUCAAGACACUCUACAAAGUAGAGACCACCACAUUCGACAUCACAUCCGAAGCAGGCUGGAGCUCAACCCUCAUCCGCCUCGGCAAAGACGACCACAUUCUCUCCAUAGUCAUGCACCAUAUCAUCUCCGACGGCUGGUCCAUCGACGUUCUCCGCCGCGAACUCAUCCAACUCUACGCCGCCGCUCUGCAGGGCAAAGAUCCCUCCUUCGCACUAACCCCCCUACCCAUCCAGUACAGCGACUUUGCCGUGUGGCAGAAGCAGGAUGCCCAAGCAGCUGAACACGAGAAACAGCUCCAGUACUGGAAGAAGCAACUCGCGGAUAGUUCACCCGCCAAAAUCCCUACCGACUUCCCCCGUCCAGAUCUCCUGUCCGGUGACGCAGGCGUUGUGCCCGUGACCAUCGACGGCGAGCUGUAUCAGAAGCUCCGAGCCUUCUGCAACAAACACAACAGCACUUCAUUCUCCGUCCUCCUCGCUGCUUUCCGCGCGGCGCAUUACCGUCUCACAGCUGUUGACGACGCGGUGAUCGGUAUCCCCAUUGCGAACCGUAACCGCUGGGAGCUGGAGAAUAUGAUUGGUUUCUUCGUCAACACGCAGUGUAUGCGCAUUGCCGUUGACGAGACGGAUACCUUUGAGAGUCUGGUGCGCCAGGUUAGAUCUACGACUACAGCUGCGUUUGCGCACGAGGAUGUCCCCUUUGAGCGUGUCGUUUCGGCGCUUCAGCCUGGCCAUAGAGAUCUUUCCCGAACACCGCUGGCCCAGAUAAUGUUUGCUGUUCACUCGCAAAAGGAUCUUGGACGCUUCGAGCUGGAGGGCAUCCAGUCCGAGCCCAUCGCCAGCAAGGCCUACACCAGAUUUGACGUCGAGUUCCAUCUGUUCCAACAGGCCGACGGACUGAAGGGCAGCUGCAACUUUGCCACAGAUCUCUUCAAGCCCGAAACUAUCCAGAAUGUCGUCAGCGUGUUUUUCCAGAUUCUGCGCCAUGGCCUUGACCAGCCUGAGACGUGUAUCUCGGUUCUUCCACUGACUGAUGGAGUCGAGGAACUCCGCAAGCUGGAUCUGCUGGAGAUCAAGAGGACUAACUACCCUCGUGAUUCGAGCGUGGUAGAUGUCUUCCGCGAACAAGCUGCCGCCAACCCAGAGGUUAUCGCUGUCACUGACUCAUCUUCUCGUCUGACUUACGCAGAGCUGGACCAUAAGUCUGAGCUGCUCUCACGAUGGCUUCGACGACGCAACUUGGCGCCAGAGACGCUGGUCAGUGUUCUUGCUCCCCGGUCUUGCGAGACUAUCGUUGCCUAUGUUGGUAUCCUCAAGGCGAACCUGGCGUAUCUUCCUCUUGACGUGAGGUCCCCAGUGGCUCGUAUGAAGGACAUCUUGUCAAGCGUGUCCGGAAACACCAUAGUUCUUAUGGGCACUGGGGUAGAGGAUCCCGGGUUUGGCCUACCGCAACUAGAGCUCGUACGCAUCACCGACACUUUCGAUGAGACCAUCGAGGACGUGCAAGACUCUCCCCAACCAUCUCCUACAAGCCUCGCCUACGUCGUCUUCACAUCCGGUUCGACUGGUAAACCCAAGGGCGUCAUGAUCGAGCACCGGGCCAUUGUGCGUCUCGUCAAGAGCGACAACUUCCCCGGCUUCCCCUCCCCCGCUCGCAUGUCAAACGUCUUCAACCCCGCCUUCGACGGAGCCAUCUGGGAGAUCAACUGGAUGCUCCUGAAUGGCGGAACAGUCGUCUGCAUCGACUACCUGACCACUCUGGACGGCAAAGAGCUCGCUGCCGUGUUUGCCAAAGAGCGCGUCAACGCCGCCUUCCUGGCGCCUGCGAUGCUCAAGCUUUACCUCGUUGAUGCGCGCGAGGCUUUGAAGAACCUUGACUUCCUUGUUGUUGGAGGUGAGAAGUUCGAUACCAGGGAGGCCAAGGAGGCCGUGCCGCUUGUGAGAGGUACCAUUGCCAAUAUCUAUGGUCCUACUGAGGCUGGAAUGAUCAGCACGUGCUAUAAUAUCCCCAAGGAUGAGGCUUACACCAAUGGCGUUCCCAUUGGUGGAAGUAUCUACAACUCUGGUGCCUACGUCAUGGAUCCCAACCAGCAACUUGUAGGCCUUGGCGUCAUGGGAGAGCUUGUUGUUACUGGAGACGGUGUUGGUCGAGGCUACACUAACCCCGAGCUCAACAAGAACCGCUUUAUCGACAUCCCCAUCGAGGGCAAGACUUUCAAGGCUUACCGUACUGGUGACCGAAUGCGAGCACGAGUAGGAGAUGGUCUCCUUGAGUUCUUCGGCCGCAUGGACAACCAGUUCAAGAUCCGCGGUAACCGUAUCGAAGCAGGGGAAGUUGAGUCUGCCAUGCUCAGCCUCAAGAAUGUCCUUAACGCCGCCAUUGUCCUCCGCGGGGGCGGAGAAGAUGACGGGCCACUCGAGAUGGUCGGAUUCAUCGUCGCGGACGACAAAAAUGACACCACGGAAGAGGAAGAGACGGGCAACCAGGUUGAGGGCUGGCAGGACCAUUUCGAGAGCGGCAUGUACUCCGAUAUUAGCACCGCCGUGGACCAGUCCGCCAUCGGAAACGAUUUCAAAGGCUGGACGUCUAUGUACGAUGGUAAGGAUAUCAACAAGGGCGAGAUGCAGGAGUGGUUGGACGACGCUAUUCACACCCUGCAUAACGGCCAGAUCCCUCAUGAUGUUCUCGAGAUCGGUACCGGUAGUGGUAUGAUCUUGUUCAACCUCAACCCAGGCCUCAACAGCUACGUCGGUCUCGAUCCAUCCAAGUCAGCAGUUGAGUUCGUCAACAGAGCCGUCGAGUUCUCUCCCAAGUUCGCAGGAAAAGCAAAGGUCCACGUCGGCAUGGCCACAGACGUCAACAAACUAGGCGAGCUACACCCCGAUCUCGUGGUCUUCAACUCGGUUGUUCAAUACUUCCCCACACCCGAGUAUCUCGCCGAGGUCAUCGACGGCCUCAUCGCCAUUCCCAGUGUUAAGCGCAUCUUCCUCGGCGAUAUCAGAUCGUAUGCUACCAACAGACACUUCCUCGCCGCACGCGCAAUCCACACACUCGGCACCAACAACAACGCCACCAAGGACAGGGUGCGCCAGAAGAUCCAGGAGCUGGAAGAUCGAGAGGAGGAGUUCCUUGUUGAGCCUGCCUUCUUCACCACUCUGAAGGAGCGACGUCCGGAUGUUGUCAAGCACGUCGAGAUCAUCCCCAAGAACAUGAAGGCCACCAACGAACUCAGCGCGUACCGCUACACCGCUGUCGUGCAUCUGCGGGAUGAAACGGACGAGCCUGUGCAUCAUAUUGAGAAGGAUAGUUGGAUUGACUUUGAGGCGAAGCAAAUGGAUAAGAAGGCUCUUCUUGACCACCUGCGCCUCUCCAAGGAUGCCAUGAGUGUGGCUGUUAGCAACAUCACCUACGCCCAUACUUCCUUUGAACGACGCAUCGUUGAGUCUCUCGACGAAGACAGCAAGGAUGACACCAAGGGUACACUCGAUGGUGCAGCAUGGCUCUCAGCAGUUCGCUCCGAAGCCGAAAGCCGCGCCUCACUCACCGUCCCCGAUAUCCUGGAGAUCGCCAAAGAGGCUGGUUUCCGAGUCGAAGUCAGCGCCGCUCGCCAGUGGUCCCAGAACGGUGCUUUAGACGCAGUCUUCCACCACUUCCCACCCUCCAGCACCGACCGCACUCUAAUCCAGUUCCCUACGGACAAUGACACUAGAUCAUCGCUCACUCUCGCCAACCGCCCUCUCCAGAAGCUGCAGCGCCGUCGUGCCGCUCUGCAAGUCCGCGAGAAGCUCCAGACGCUGGUCCCGUCUUAUAUGGUCCCUCCCAACAUCGUAGUGCUAGACACGAUGCCUCUCAAUACCAACGGCAAGAUCGACAGAAAGGAGCUUACGCGUAGAGCACGAACACUGCCGAAGCAGCAGACUGCGGCGCCUGUGCCGGACUUCCCUAUCUCCGAUAUCGAGAUCACGCUGUGUGAGGAGGCAACUGAGGUCUUUGGAAUGAAGGUCGAAAUCAGCGAUCACUUCUUCCAGCUCGGCGGUCACUCUCUCCUCGCUACGAAACUUAUUUCUCGCAUCCAGCACCGUCUCCAUGUGCGGGUUACUGUGAAGGACGUAUUCGACAGCCCUGUCUUUGCCGAUCUGGCAGUCAUCAUCCGUCAAGGACUUGCUAUACAGAACCCUGUUGCUGAAGGACAGGACAAGCAAGGCUGGUCCUCACGGGUUGCCCCUCGUACAGAAGUCGAGAAGAUGUUGUGCGAGGAGUUCGCAGCUGGUCUUGGUGUCCCGGUUGGUAUCACUGACAACUUCUUCGAUCUCGGUGGUCACUCGCUCAUGGCUACUAAGCUAGCUGUGCGAAUUGGCCGUCGCCUUGAUACCGCCAUCACAGUCAAGGACAUCUUCGACUACCCUGUGCUUUUCCAAUUGGCGAAGAAGUUGGAGUCUUCGCAUUCCAAGAGCUACGAGGAGUCUGGCGACGAUAUCCAGAUGGCCGAUUACACUGCAUUCCAGCUCCUCGAUCUGGAAGACCCCCAAGACUUUGUUCAGUCCCAGAUUCGGCCUCAACUGGACUCCUGCUACGGCACCAUCCAGGAUGUCUACCCGUCUACGCAGAUGCAAAAGGCCUUCCUCUUCGAUCCCACGACCGGCGAGCCCCGAGGUCUUGUGCCUUUCUAUAUCGACUUCCCCAGCAAUGCAGAUGCCGAGACCCUCACCAAGGCUAUCGGAGCUCUAGUUGACAAGCUCGAUAUGUUCAGAACUGUCUUCCUGGAGGCCGCAGGCGAUCUGUACCAAGUUGUCGUUGAGCACCUCAACCUGCCUAUUGAGACCAUCGAGACCGAGAAGAACGUCAACACUGCGACCGGUGACUACCUGGAUGUCCAUGGAAAGGACCCUGUCCGUCUAGGCCACCCAUGCAUCCAAUUUGCCAUUCUGAAGACUACCUCCUCUGUCCGUGUUCUCCUGCGAAUGUCACACGCUUUGUACGACGGUUUGAGUUUUGAGUACAUCGUCCGUGGUCUCCACGUUCUCUACAGCGGUAGAAACCUCCCCCCACCAACACAGUUUGCGCGAUACAUGCAGUAUGCUGCACACAGUCGUGAAGAAGGUUAUCCCUUCUGGCGCGAGGUUCUGCAGAACGCGCCCAUGACAGUUCUACACGACACCAAUAACGGUAUGUCUGAGCAAGAGAUGCCAGCCUCCAAGGCGGUACACCUGUCAGAGGUCGUCAACGUUCCAGCGCAAGCUAUUCGAAACAGUACCAACACCCAAGCGACCGUCUUCAACACCGCCUGUGCCCUUGUCCUAGCCAAGGAAUCCGGCUCACAGGAUGUCGUCUUCGGCCGUAUUGUCUCUGGUCGACAAGGUCUACCAGUCGUCUGGCAGGACAUCAUCGGCCCCUGCACAAACGCCGUGCCCGUCCACGCACGCGUCGACGAUGGAAACCCCCAACGCAUCAUCCGCGACCUACGCGACCAAUACCUCCGCACUCUGCCCUUCGAAUCGCUUGGCUUCGAGGAAAUCAAGCGUAACUGCACGGACUGGCCCGAAGAAUUGACCAACUUCUCUGUCUGCGUGACGUACCACAACUUCGAGUACCACCCCGAGAGCGAAGUUGACAACCAAAAGGUUGAGAUGGGAGUUUUGGCAAAGUAUGUUGAGUUGAGUGAAAACGAGCCGCUGUACGAUCUUGCUAUUGCGGGAGAGGUUGAGGCGGAUGGAGUUAACCUGAAGGUCACUGUUGUUGCAAAGGCAAGGCUUUACAAUGAGGCGAGGAUUAGACAUGUGCUUGAGGAAGUUUGCAAAACUUUCAAUGGUUUGAACGAGGCUUUGUAG
Molecule: messenger RNA, 9399 nt
Organism: Fusarium sp. VM40
Lineage: Eukaryota; Fungi; Ascomycota; Sordariomycetes; Hypocreales; Nectriaceae
Source: the annotation of a GenBank genome assembly